GGGGAGAUAACACACAUCUAUAUAAUCAAUUUAUUAUCACUACUAAAUCAUAAAAAAAUAAUUAUGGAAAUGCAGAAUUUUUGAAUAAAAAAUAUAUUCUGAUUUUACCACGCCACUGCAAUCAGACACUUCGGUUCAAGUAGUAAAAUUACGAGUAUUUUUAACAUGCUGUGUUUGUGUGUAUCAUAUCAAAGUUAUAUCAAUUUUCAUAACUAGUACUCUUUCAAAAGUUAAACCGGUACAUAGUCAAUGAGGUUUUACAGUUCUGGUAAUUUUUAAAACUACCUAUUUAUUGUAAAACUGUGAUAAAAAUAGAUAUAAUACGUCAUGAGUUUUAAUCCUAACGAGCACCAACAUUUAAGAUACAACCCUUUAAAAGACGAUUGGAUUCUUGUAUCACCCCAUAGAGCUCUAAGACCAUGGAGUGGCCAAACUGAAACACCUGCUAUUGAAAAAGUUCCAAAAUUCGACCCAAGCAACCCCCUAUGUCCUGGAGUCACUAGAGCUUCUGGAAAAGUCACUCCUAAGUACGAAUCAACUUAUGUUUUUGAAAAUGAUUUUCCAGCUCUUUUGGAAGAAGGACCAGAACCAGAACCUUCUGAUGACGAGCUUUUCCAGACCAAGAGUGCUAAAGGGACUUGUACUGUAAUGUGUUAUCAUCCACACUCUGAUGUAUACUUUACCAGUUUGUCUAAAAAGGAAAUUCUGGAUAUUAUCAAUGAAUGGAUUAAACAGACUGAGAUACUGGGCAAGAAAUAUGUUUGGGUGCAACUGUUUGAGAAUAGAGGUCAGAUGAUGGGAUGUUCGAAUCCACAUCCUCAUUGUCAAAUAUGGUCAACUAGUUUUCUACCGAAUGAAGCAAGAAUAACAGACUUGAAUUUACGAAAAUACUACCAAAAGCAUCAGCGGCCCUUACUACAAGACUACUUAGAGAAAGAACUCAAAAAGAAAGAAAGGAUAGUAGUGGAGAAUAAAGAAUGGUUAGUCGUGAUCCCAUAUUGGGCUGUAUGGCCUUUCGAGACCAUGGUACUUCCCAAAAGACAGAUCCUACGUUUCACAGACACAGAUCAAGCUCAGAGAGAAGCCCUAGCUGAAAUCCUACCGAUUCUGGUCUCCAAAUACGACAAUCUCUUCAAAUGUAACUUUCCUUACUCGAUGGGAUGGCAUGGGGCACCUACAGGAGAGAAAUUGAACCAAUGCCAGCCUCAUUGGACGUUUCACGGACUAUAUUAUCCUCCGUUGUUGAGAUCGGCGACUGUAAAGAAGUUUAUGGUGGGCUAUGAGAUGUUGGCGCAGGCGCAGAGGGAUCUGACUCCCGAGAAAGCUGCGGCGUUGUUACGGGAACAACAAAAUGUUAGGUUUAAGACUGAGUAAAUGUGUCCCUCUUGUUUAUUAAAAAAAUAUAACAUGUUGAUUUAAAUAUUUAAUUGAGCUUUUACUCUAUUCUUUUUUAAUUAAAAAUACUUUAGGCUAUGUCAAGAUGUGACUAAUUUAUACAAGUUAAUAAAACUCAGUGUUACAUUUACCUAAAACAAUA
Sitophilus oryzae (rice weevil) is the source of this 1537-nucleotide messenger RNA. Its product is annotated as probable galactose-1-phosphate uridylyltransferase. The record is from RefSeq and is a predicted model, not a curated record. Bases 328 to 1374 code for a protein of 348 amino acids. The transcript is spliced from 2 exons. NCBI's taxonomy places the organism in Eukaryota, Metazoa, Arthropoda, Insecta, Coleoptera, Curculionidae. Gene Ontology annotation, molecular function: zinc ion binding; UDP-glucose:hexose-1-phosphate uridylyltransferase activity. Gene Ontology annotation, biological process: beta-D-galactose catabolic process via UDP-galactose, Leloir pathway. Gene Ontology annotation, cellular component: cytoplasm.